This is a messenger RNA of Cajanus cajan (pigeon pea), 1101 nucleotides long. Its product is annotated as short-chain dehydrogenase TIC 32, chloroplastic. The record is from RefSeq and is a predicted model, not a curated record. Lineage: Eukaryota; Viridiplantae; Streptophyta; Magnoliopsida; Fabales; Fabaceae.
ACAGUGUGAGGAAGUUUAGACACAAAAUCAGACAAAAUGUGGCCAUUUAGCAGAAAAGGAGCUUCUGGUUUUUCAUCAUCUUCUACUGCUGAGGAAGUUACUGAGGGAGUUGAUGGUACUGGUCUCACUGCUAUUGUUACAGGAGCAUCCAGUGGUAUUGGUGCUGAGACUGCUCGUGUUCUUGCCUUACGUGGUGUUCAUGUUGUUAUGGGAGUGAUAGAAAUGAUUGAUGCCAAAAAUGUUAAGAAAGCAAUACUUAAUGAGAUUCCUACAGCUAAAAUUGAUAUCAUGGAGUUAGAUCUUAGUUCAAUGACAUCGAUUCGAAAUUUCGUGUCCAAAUUUACUUCAUAUGGUAUUUCAUUGAAUAUUUUGAUAAAUAAUGCAGGGAUUUGUGCAACCCCUUUCACACUAUCCAAGGAUCGCAUUGAACUUCAAUUUGCUAUAAAUUAUAUAGGGCAUUUUCUUUUAACAAACAUGUUGUUGGAUAAUAUGAAGAGAACAACACAAGAAAGUAAGAUACAAGGAAGAAUUGUUAAUGUUUCAUCAGUUGGUCAUCGUUUAACAUAUCGUGAAGGAAUCCUAUUUGACAAAAUUAAUGAUCAAUCAAGUUAUAACAGCUGGCGUGCAUAUGGGCAAUCAAAGUUGGCCAACAUUUUACAUGCCAAUGAACUAGCAAGACGUCUCAAGGAAGAAGAAAUAAAUAUUACCGUUAAUUCUCUUCAUCCAGGAUCCACUAUCACUAAUAUUUACAUGGGCAAUCGUUUGUUGAAAGGGAUAUUCAAUUUGCUAGGGCCAUUUGUAGUUGAUAAGCUUGCGGGAUUCUUGGUGAAAAAUGUCCAGCAAGGAGCAGCAACAACAUGCUAUGUAGCAUUACACCCACAAGUGAGUGGAAUUAGCGGAAAGUAUUUUGCAGAUAAUAAUCUUGCUGAGCCAUACUCACAUGGAAAGAACAUGGAUUUGGCCAAGAAGUUAUGGGAUUUUAGUAUGAGUUUGAUCGAGUAAAUACAGUGUUAAUUGUCAAAAAGAUGAAAUAGCUUUUCAGUGAUGAAAAUACCAAUUAUAUAAUAACUAUUAUUCCCCCUAUAAUAAAUAUUUCAUAUA